Molecule: messenger RNA, 1798 nt
Organism: Chaetomium fimeti
Lineage: Eukaryota; Fungi; Ascomycota; Sordariomycetes; Sordariales; Chaetomiaceae
Product: Spo7-like protein-domain-containing protein
Exons: 1
Coding region: 154-1437 (427 amino acids)
Biological process (GO): nuclear envelope organization
Cellular component (GO): Nem1-Spo7 phosphatase complex; membrane
Molecular function (GO): phosphoprotein phosphatase activity; protein phosphatase regulator activity
Source: RefSeq, a predicted model, not a curated record
UCCCGAUUUGCUCCCGCGCUCGACGUCCUCGAUAGGGCAUCCCUCCGGGCUGCGGCACCGAACCGAAGUCUCUCGGGCCCCGGCACGUCACACUCCUACAUUACCUACCGAGGUACCGGUACCUCGCCGUGCUUGGUCACCGCCGCCAGCACAAUGUCCGACUCCCUCGACUCCAUCGUCAAGGGCGCCCCGAUGACCAUCCCGGGGCAGGACCCCGCCAAAGCCGCCGGCGGCACCACCCCGAUCGCCUCCUCCGCCUCGCCCCCGACCCCGGGCAAGCCCGGCGACCCGCUCUCGCACACGCCGAGCUCGCCCUCGAUGAUCUACCUCAACCUCCUCGUGCUCGAAGCGUCGCUGCGGGCCCAGUACCUCGAGCUGCGGGCGCGGCGGCGGCACCACACCUUCUUCCUGUCGCUGCUGACGCUGUGGACGGCCUUCUUCGGGUACGCGCUGUUCUUCGCGCCGCGCGAGGACGGCCGUGGGGUCGGCGGCAGCGUGUACUGGGUGGUCGAGACGACGGAGCACAUGUGCUUCCUGGGCGGCGUCGUCACGGGCCUGCUCGUGUGGGCCACGGGCAUCUGGGAGCGCGGCGUGCGCUGGCCGCGCCGCUGGCUCGCCGUCUCGAACCGCGGCCUGCGCGCCUUCAACUGCAAGCUCGUGGUCAUGAAGCGGCCCUGGUGGAAGGAGGCCCUCAGCACCGCCGGCUGGUUCCUCACCUACGGCCUGUUUUCGAAUAAUGGGAGCUCGUAUCGCUGGGUCGAGCCCGGGCUGCUGCGGGAGGUAGAUAAGGAGUUGCAUUUAUCGCGGGAGAGCCACCCGAUGGUGCAUGUGACGAACUGGGACGAGGAGAAGGGCGGGCACGAGGAGGAUUUGGCCUCGGGCGGGGACUACAUCAAGCUCCUGCUGCUGGCGAAGCCAUUCUCGCCUACGUUUAGGGAGAACUGGGAGCUGUACAGGGCGGAGUACUGGGAGAAGGAGAACGAGCGCCGCGCUCUGCUACGGGUCAGAAUCAAAGAGCGGGAUCGCAAGCUGGGCAAGCAAAACCGCGGCUGGUUUUGGUGGCUCCCCGGGGGAAGGGCUACGAUGGAGAAACCCGUUGCGGUAGCUAACGAGAAGGUCCACCACCCGCGACACGCGGCUGUAGUGAGCGAGCACAGACGGACAAGAAGCGGCAGCGCAAGUAUGCGCCGAGGCAGUAUGUCGAGCGUUCACGGAUCACGAACCCCGACGCCCAAGCUCGAGGCGGAAGAGUAUCCCGGUAUCAUCACUCGUAAAGGCAGCACGUCUUCUGAUACCUCGGAGAAGAAGCGCAAGAAGCUAGCUACCGGGGCGAAGAACCGGCCCCGCGUGGAGUCGAGGUCCGUGACUCCCGAGAUAACGUCGCCGCUGGCCAAACAGAGCACCCCGAAAUCGAGCGCUACGAGGGCAAGUCCCUAGAUGAUGGCUUGUUGGCCGCAGUUGUCUGUAUUAUAGACGACGUUCUGCAUGUCGAUGGUUGUCAGAAAAAGGAUACCCUCUAUAUAUCAUAUACGCUACUUUACGUCUGAUACUUGGGGAGACGGACCAAAUGUUCAUGGGCGAUAUUGAAAGGGGUGGCUCGGGGGUGGUCACGUUGGUUCCCAACCCUGGAUUCCAAGGGUUCGGGUCAAGUCUCGACCAAUUUAACCCGCCCCACUUCCAGGUUGCCGCCCAGGCAGACAUCGCGCUUGGACGACUUGGUCGAGUCGCGACUUCACUCAAUGAGGGAGGGAGCUGAAAGUCUCUCGUCUCAUCAUUCAAAAGGAAGGCAAAGCCAAUG